Messenger RNA from Homo sapiens (human), 5722 nucleotides. RefSeq names its product glypican 5 (gene GPC5). Gene Ontology annotation, biological process: regulation of signal transduction. The record is from RefSeq and is a predicted model, not a curated record. Lineage: Eukaryota; Metazoa; Chordata; Mammalia; Primates; Hominidae. Bases 427 to 1761 code for a protein of 444 amino acids. The transcript has 6 exons. Gene Ontology annotation, cellular component: lysosomal lumen; extracellular region; plasma membrane.
AUCCCAGGUUAGCUGCUGCGAGCCGAGCCGGGCGGCGGAGGCGGCGGCGGCGGCGGCAGUGGCGGCAGUGGCGGCAGUGGCGGCAGCGGCAGCAGUUGCAGCAGUGGUGGCCAGAGCGGAUGCUUGCGGGCUCCCUGCGGCUCCACUAGUUUUCUUCGCCCCGCCCAGCCGCCCACUCUUCUCGGCUAGGGAAGAAGACCAGAGGGUGCUCAGCUGGAAAACUCUGGUGUCUCAGCUUAGGGCCUCCUCCGGGAAGAGCUAACUGCUCCCAGGUGAAGCCGGUGCCCGCGGGCGGUCCGUACACCCCGCAGCCGGCUCGCACCGCUCGAGAGCCUCGGCCGCUGUGUCUUCCACGUCUGCAGCUCAGCCAGGGCGCGCAGGGCGAGUGGGGUCCACUGGCGGGUAAAGGGGACCAGGACGGCGAGGAUGGACGCACAGACCUGGCCCGUGGGCUUUCGCUGCCUCCUCCUUCUGGCCCUGGUUGGGUCCGCCCGCAGCGAGGGCGUGCAGACCUGCGAAGAAGUUCGGAAACUUUUCCAGUGGCGGCUGCUGGGAGCUGUCAGGGGGCUGCCGGAUUCGCCGCGGGCAGGACCUGAUCUUCAGGUUUGCAUAUCCAAAAAGCCUACAUGUUGCACCAGGAAGAUGGAGGAGAGAUAUCAGAUUGCGGCUCGCCAGGAUAUGCAGCAGUUUCUUCAAACGUCCAGCUCUACAUUAAAGUUUCUAAUAUCUCGAAAUGCGGCUGCUUUUCAAGAAACCCUUGAAACUCUCAUCAAACAAGCAGAAAAUUACACCAGUAUACUUUUUUGCAGUACCUACAGGAACAUGGCCUUGGAGGCUGCUGCUUCGGUUCAGGAGUUCUUCACUGAUGUGGGGCUGUAUUUAUUUGGUGCGGAUGUUAAUCCUGAAGAAUUUGUAAACAGAUUUUUUGACAGUCUUUUUCCUCUGGUCUACAACCACCUCAUUAACCCUGGUGUGACUGACAGUUCCCUGGAAUACUCAGAAUGCAUCCGGAUGGCUCGCCGGGAUGUGAGUCCAUUUGGUAAUAUUCCCCAAAGAGUAAUGGGACAGAUGGGGAGGUCCCUGCUGCCCAGCCGCACUUUUCUGCAGGCACUCAAUCUGGGCAUUGAAGUCAUCAACACCACAGACUAUCUGCACUUCUCCAAAGAGUGCAGCAGAGCCCUCCUGAAGAUGCAAUACUGCCCGCACUGCCAAGGCCUGGCGCUCACUAAGCCUUGUAUGGGAUACUGCCUCAAUGUCAUGCGAGGCUGCCUGGCGCACAUGGCGGAGCUUAAUCCACACUGGCAUGCAUAUAUCCGGUCGUUGGAAGAACUCUCGGAUGCAAUGCAUGGAACAUACGACAUUGGACACGUGCUGCUGAACUUUCACUUGCUUGUUAAUGAUGCUGUGUUACAGGCUCACCUCAAUGGACAAAAAUUAUUGGAACAGGUAAAUAGGAUUUGUGGCCGCCCUGUAAGAACACCCACACAAAGCCCCCGUUGUUCUUUUGAUCAGAGCAAAGAGAAGCAUGGAAUGAAGACCACCACAAGGAACAGUGAAGAGACGCUUGCCAACAGAAGAAAAGAAUUUAUCAACAGCCUUCGACUGUACAGGUCAUUCUAUGGAGGUCUAGCUGAUCAGCUUUGUGCUAAUGAAUUAGCUGCUGCAGAUGGACUUCCCUGCUGGAAUGGAGAAGAUAUAGUAAAAAGUUGGCAGGUUUCGAGCUGGGGAGAUGAUGGAUCAAAAGUGAGAAAGAAGAAGUGAGAGAAGAAAUCAUUCUUUGUGACUGGUAAUUUUAUGAUCUCUCAUUGAUGUUUUCUAGCCUGGCAGGUAUUAACAGCUGAUGCCCUAGUGCUUUUGUGUGCUUAAGACAAUGUCUCUCCCCUCUAUUUCUCCAUGUGAUGGUAAUGUUUUGGCCUCUUUCUGCUGAGAUCUUUUGGUGGGUUCCUUUUCUCCCAUAUCAUCUAUUCUAGCCCAUAGAAACCUUCCCUCUCUUUUCUACUUUUGGUGGAAGUACAGCCUACACCUAAUGCAGCUGCCUCUCUUUACUCUGCCACUAGACAGCCAACUUCUGCUACAAGAAUGGGCUGCCUUCCAUUUGCGUAGGCAUAGGCCAACUACCAGCCCUUUUAGUCCUUCCAGCUCCAAGGAUCCUUCAACACUUCUCUCACCUAGGACCAAUGAAUGAGGGAAUGCCGUAGCAGUUCAAUCAGCUUUCUUCAAACAAGUUCCCUGCUUUGUUCUCUUCAACUUCAAUCCUUUUAUUCAAUUAAGGUGGAUGUCAAACUGUGGGACUGAAAACAAGGUUUCAGUCAUCUGCUUUUCAUGUCUAGCACCUCACUGAAAGUGAGGGGUGUAUGCCAUCUAUUGUCCCUUGUUCUUGGCUGAAAUGGAAACAGAAAGAGUACUAUUUUAGCACCCUUUUCCAUGUACUUGGAAGUGGUGCAGAGAAGACAGAAAACUAGUUUCCAAAUUCAAGAUACUGCAAUAGACCUUGAAUGGAACGCAAAGUUAUAUGAGAUAUUUUCCCAAUCUUUCAGGGACUUGGAAUCUCAAACUGGUAGAAAACAUGUUCACAAAACACAUUCACAGCAAAACAGGUUUUGAAAUAAAAGAAGUGUACAAUCCCACAGACUUUCAAAUAGGGGAAAAUUCUUUUUUGAUUGAGAGGAUUCAACAGUAUUUAAUGAAAGAGGUAAUAUGUGAUAUGAGUUUUCAUUCAAUUAAAAUAAAUUCUUUAAAAUAUGGAUGAGAUGAGAUAAUGACUGAGAAUGCUUUAAAAUAAUUCAGUGAGUGGGAGAAAGAGGGUCAUAUUAUAUUUGAAGUGAAGUUUUCUGAGUGAGUAAUCAUUGAAGCUGUUUGAUGGGAACGGAGUGUUAUACUAUAUUUUCUGUAUAUUUGUAUUCACUUAAAAUUCUGUAAUACAUAAAUACAAAAAUAUAGUAACACAAUAAAAAUAACUUUGUCACUGUCUACUCUUUCACAAACACUGUUCUAGAUGCUAGGGACACAGUGAUGGACAAAAUAGACAUAAGUCCAUCUCUCAUGUAGACUAGGAUAUAGAAGAGAAGAACACAGAACAAAUAUUUACAAGUGGGAAUAGUUUACAAAAUCUUUCAAGUUGGAUGGAAUUUUAAUCAGCAGACUUGGAAGCAAGAAAGCGAGUGGGAGCAAAUGCAUUCUUGAGUGAAAUGCUCUGAGUUGAGUGGCCUCUACACUGCAUUACUUUCAUUUGUGUACAAACUUUCAGAUUAUGUUUUCUCCUUCUCACUAUUCUCUUUCAUUUCAGCUUCAUGGGCAUGUCGUGACUAUUUAGUAUUAGAAGCCUUCUCUCAUUCAUUAUAAUGCAACCAUUCAUUCAUAAAGCCAAUAAGGCUCAGUGGUUAGGAACAGGUUCAGGAGCCAUGCUACUAAGGUUGUCAAUAAAGAUUAACCACUUACCAGUGAUGUGAAUUAAGACAUAUUCAUUAAUCUCUAAGUGCAUCACUUUUCUUAACUUUAAAAUGUGGGUAAGGCCGGGCGCGGUGGCUCAUGCCUGUAAUCCCAGCGCUUCGGGAGGCUGAGGUGGGCAGAACACGAGGUCAGGAGUUCGAGACCAGCCUGACCAACAUGGUGAAACCCUGUCUCUACUAAAAAUACAAAAUUAACUGUGUGUGGUGGCACAUGCCUGUAAUCUCAGCUACUUAUGUGGCUGAGGCAGGAAAAUUGCUUGAACCCGGGAGGUGGAGGUUGCAGUGAGCCGAGACUGCACCACUGCACUCCAGCCUGGGUGACAGAGAGAGACUUUAUCUCAAAAAAGAAAAAAGUAGGUGAAAGUAAUACCUACCUAAUAUUUGAAAAUUAAAUGAGUUAUUCACAUGAACAGUUUAGAAUCCUAGAUAUAACAUAGUCAAUAACUGUUAAAUCAUGUUAUUGUUAAAUAAAAUAUGCUCAUUUACUUCAAUGGAAAUGAAACUAUUGUAUUGACAUUUUCUCUUCAUUGGAUGGGUUCUGUCUUGGAUUAGAAGACUUCCAUUUGUAAGACAAAGGCAUAUGCAUUCUUGAGUGAAAUGCUCUGAGUUUAGUGGCCUCUAGUGAAGUUUCUUUUAUGAGUUAAUAAAAAUUAGUAUUAGGGAUUUGGGUUUGGGAAUAGGAGAUAUUCCCAUAUCAAUACUUUAAAUGGUUAUUUUGUUGGAUCUGAAAACUGAGAAAUUAUGUCUUAAUGGGCAGUUCAUCAGAUACUCCAAACUGGAGAGUGAUAGUCACUUGAACCCAUGCACUAUAUCAGUGUUUUCAAGGGAGAACUGAAAGUUAAGAUACAAAGAUAAAGCACUAUAGAGAUAAAAGUAAAAUGCUUAUUUCUAACCAGUGGUUUGGGAAUGUUCACUCACUGGUUAGUCUUAGAGCUGAUCUUAAUGAACUAUCAGUUGAUUGGAAAUAAAUUUCUGAAGCCAGGCUAAAUUUCAGUGUAUCACACAACAGAUUGUUUUGGGUGACACGGCAAUUUCAACGCUGCUACAAUUCUAGUCAUCUCCCUUUAUCCACUGAGUUCCCAAAGGAAAUAGGUAUUUUAAACAGAAUCCCUAGGAAAAAAUGAGGUUAAACAUCCGCUUUUCCCAUGUGUCUACUCAGUUUCUUGCCAUGCUGACACAGUAUGAGGAUACUAUUUUUAACUUGUUACACGCGUCCAGAGGUUGAAUAGAGGAAGAUAAAAAGAUAAAAGAUAGCAAGAUAAAAGUUCACUGAAGUGGAAACCUAAAGGACCUUUUCCCAUCUGUUUGGCACAGAAGUUGUUAUCUCUUUGGGAGUACAGAUUUCAUCACAGUUCUAUAGACUUGUGACUUCCAGAUUGUGUAAUUGCAAAACAGCAGCAGUCUUCAAGGCUCCAGGAUGCCUGUUCUUACUUUAGCCAGAGCAGUUUCUUAUUCAUCCUUCGUUUUCAUAUUGAGGUUACACCUGAAAAGCUAUUCCCUUUUCAGUUAAAUGGAUGUAAGUUUGCUAAACUACAAAAAUGGAAAAUAUUGUUUAUUAGUCUAGUUCCAGUGUUUCCAUAUCAUAGCAUAUAAAUUCACUGUUGAAUGAUUUAUUAUAUAUUAAAGUAAAAUGCUAGAAGGGAGAUUGGAAAAGAACAGGCACCUAUUCAUAAUAUAUUUUUCUUCAAAUAGACUACAGUGUAGUCUAAUUGAAUUUAUAAGAAUAGCUCAUCAGAUAGCACAUUUUAUUGUCCAACCAUCCAAAUCCUUCUUUUCUGAUGUAUUUUUCAACCCAAACAAAGGAAAUUUGUUGGAUAUUAUUGAAAAAACUUCUACAAAAUUUGAUUUGAAAUUAUUUUUACAUUAAUGCCACAUUUUGGCUUACAUGAUUAAUAUUUUUUGUGUGGCUGCAAUUAUGUAUAAAACUGAUUAAAGAUCAAACUCUGAAAGUAGAUUGUCUAAACACACACACAAAAAUAAUUCGCAUGCAUUACUUCUUCAGGAAAAUAAAGAAAUAAAAAUAUUUUCUUAUUUCAGAGUAGUCAUGAAGAAAUGAAAUAUUCAGAAAAAUGAAAAGUAUAAUUAUAUGUGUGAAAUAUUGUUCAUUUUUGGAUUAUUCUAGACAGAAUCUAGACCUUUUUAGUUAUAUUAGAUCAUUAAACCAACAACAGUUUAGAAUAAAUACGGUUAAAUUAUUUGGUACCAAAUAAAAAUAUCAUGUUUAUAACAAGCAAUGUAUAUUUAAAUAUAACAAGUAUUGCUAUUUACUAAAA